AUGCCAAUCUAUGUACAACUCCGAACUGUGAUCUACUGCUGGUGCGCCAUUCUCGCCGGGUUCCCACGCUCGCUUCCACAGGGGAGUCGAUUAAUCAACACUAUUCGAGUUUCUUGGUUCACAAUUGAAAAGAAACAAAUGGUUAAUUUAUCCUAUCCGGCCGAUGGGGCCGGCCCAACGAUUGUCGUCGAGCUCAAAUCUAAGCCGAAAUCGAGUACGCGUCGACGGUGGGGCAAGCAACAAGAAGCAAGUGACCAAUGUCCAUUGGCGGCACGCAUGGGGCGGUUAGGGUCGGCGCGAGAGGAGGCGCCAGUCGCGGACACGGACACGCUGACGCGAUGGUGCCGCGACCACGGACGGCACCGCAGCAGCAGCGGCGGCGGCCGUGGUGGCGGCGCUAGCCAUUCUUGCGCUUCCUGCGUCUCGCAUCGAGAGACCGACGAGACACCGAUUCCGAGUGUUAUUGCAACACUGUGGUUGGAGGGGCUGCUUGAUAGACGCCACCUGGUACCGCGAUUCCAGAACAAGGGCGUCAUGAAAUCCACGCACGCGUGUGAGAAGAGUAUGCCGCCGGCGGUGCCGCCGUCGACGACGACGACGACGCCCCGUGACCAUCACAGCGAGGAACCGAACCGAACGACGAUGUCAGCCAGCCUCGCCCACCUCACCGAAUGGGCGUGCUCGCACUGA
Messenger RNA from Caenorhabditis bovis, 690 nucleotides. Lineage: Eukaryota; Metazoa; Nematoda; Chromadorea; Rhabditida; Rhabditidae. The record is from the annotation of a GenBank genome assembly.